Colossoma macropomum (tambaqui) is the source of this 3512-nucleotide messenger RNA. RefSeq names its product family with sequence similarity 172 member A (gene arb2a). The transcript has 11 exons. The record is from RefSeq and is a predicted model, not a curated record. NCBI's taxonomy places the organism in Eukaryota, Metazoa, Chordata, Actinopteri, Characiformes, Serrasalmidae. Gene Ontology annotation, molecular function: siRNA binding. Bases 139 to 1398 code for a protein of 419 amino acids. Gene Ontology annotation, biological process: regulatory ncRNA-mediated heterochromatin formation. Gene Ontology annotation, cellular component: nucleus.
GGAGUAAGGAGGCGUUUGAGAUGGAGCUCGGGGUUUCCGUUUCCGUCGCGGGUGUAUGUGAAGUGAGGAGUGAGUGUGAGAGAAACCUCCACUGCUGAUAUGGUUACCCCACUGUGAGGUCUGUAAAGCAAAGGGCCCAUGCUUGUCAAAGCUGACGUUUUUAUAUUUUAUUUUGUGUGGAUAACUAUGGCUCAGCUAUUGGCACAAGAGGAAAAGGAGAAAACUACAGCACUAAAAGAUUUGUUAUCCAGGAUAGAUUUAGACGAGCUGAUGAAGAAAGACGAACCUCCGCUCGUCUUCCCCGACACUUUGGAGGGGUUUGAAUAUGCUUUUAAUGAAGAUGGUCAGCUGCGACACACUACAACAGGAGAGCCAUUUGUCUUCAACUACAAGGAGGAUCUGCACAGGUGGAACCAGAAAAGAUAUGAAGCACUGGGAGAGAUCAUCACGCAAUAUGUGUACGAGCGCUUGGAGAAAGACUGCAAGCUGAGGAAAGAGAUGCUCCCAGUGGAUGCAACAGAGGAUGAACCAAAGAGUUUUAUCUAUCUGAGUGAGGAUGCGCAGACUAAUGCAGAUAAGCUGCUGGUUCUGAUUCAGGGCAGUGGUGUAGUUCGUGCGGGACAGUGGGCCAGACGCCUCAUCAUUAACGAAGACCUGAAUAGUGGGACCCAGAUUCCCUUCAUCAACAGAGCCAUGAAGGAGGGUUAUGGAGUGAUCGUGUUGAACCCCAAUGAAAACUUCCUGGAGGUGGAGAAGGUUCCAGAAGCUGAGCAGAGUGCGUCGGACACCUCAGAUGAGCCUGCAGAAAAACGAGAGCGCAAGGAGGAGAGGGAGGGAAAAAAGAAGAAAGACUUCUACGAGAAGUACCGCAACCCACAGAAGGAGCGAGAGACGGAGCGCAUCCCCAUACGGGAAAACAGUUCACCGGAGGAACACACACUCUACGUGUGGGACCACUUCAUUUCCAAAUCGCUCGCUGAAAACAUCUUUGUUGUUGCUCACAGCUACGGCGGCCUGUCUUUCGUGGAGUUGUUGAUCCAGAGGGAAGAUGAAGUGAAGUCUCGUGUGAGUGCGGUGGCCAUGACUGACUCUGUCCACAAUGUCUGGCACCAGGAGGCCAACAGGUCCAUCCAAGAAUGGCUCAAAGAGCGCUGCUGUAACUGGGUGUCGAGCUCAGAGCCUCUAGACACAGUGGUGGACCCCAUGCUCCCUGACUGCCUUCGCCUUUCAGCAGGCACUGAGAGGCAUGAGCUAACUUCAUGGAAAAGCUUCCACUCCAUCUUCAAGUUCUUCGACAAACACCUGGAGCAGCAGAUGGAGGAGGACGUGGAUGAAGAAGAGCCCUCCACCACAGUAACCACACGCGGCUCCAACCGAACCAAGCAUGAAGAUUUGUAGAACAUUCAGGGAUGUUCAAGAACAUCCAGAACCUUCUUCCUCAACCCUCUAUCAGUUUCCUUUCUUGCUCUUAAUGAAAAAUAACCCUCCUUCAGGCCCUCCUCCCAACACUUAUGUUUUGGAGUGCAGGGUCGGCAUGUAUACAUCAGAAUAGCGUUUUGCAUUACUUCUAGAUGAGCGCAACUGUCAAAGCAAUAUGGCUCCACUGCUUGUGCCUCCCCUGGGCUGCUGUGUGGAUUUUGUGGCGGCCCAUCGGUGGCCAGAUUAAGGAUGACAGGCGGCUCCGCACUGCGCCUCGCGGUGCACCUCUAAUUGUCCUGACAUGGCUCUGAACUGAGCUAAUGCCUGGGAAACACAUACACGCUCAUACACAUACUAUUGUCCCCCAGGUCCUAGAGCCCACUUGCAGCCCUCAAAGAGCUCUACCUUUUCCUUUUCAGCUUUUUUCACGCUCUUGCCUUGACCUGGGUUAAAUAUGUAUUUGAAGUGCUGCUGUGCUUUGGCCGUUUUCAUACUUCAAAUUCCAGACUUGUGGCCAAUUCUCGGAUUUGUUGAACGCCAUGACCCUAAUAGAACUCGCAAUACUCAAUGAUUUUGCUCAUGAAAGUACAUAUUUGACACAGAUCUUUCCUCACAGCAAGUAAUAAUUUGAGUAGUUGAUUUAUAAUCGUAUUAGCAUCCCCGGAAUUCCGAUUUGAACAGCGCAUCUGGAAGGAUGUCACGAAAGCCACGGAAGACAUCAUACUAUAGAUUUACAGAAGUCUUUACUGCUUUUAAAUCACUUAAAGCCACAUAGCAAGAGUGAGUUUUAGGGUAGCGCCUUUGAACAGAGAAGAUAAUUUAAUUCAGCAGUGUCAGAAUAUCAGUCGUGUCCUUCCUGCACGUCAGGAUUGGGAGGGUUAAUAUCCAAAGCAUAAAAGGAUUCCUUUAGAUGUUUGCACAAUGUAUCCUCCCUUUUUUCAGUGCUCACGCCUGUUAAAUCUCACAUCUUUAACAUCCUCUGCUCUCCCUAAAGCUCAUGUUAUGUCACUUUCUUGGAAUAAACAAAAGACUUUGUCUUCAGGACAAUGUGGAAUUAGUCAAGGCAUAGAGAUACGUCGCUCAAACGCAUCAGCACAUAACUCAAAAUAUAAUCUCCCCAUACUCUGACAAAUUCUAGAUCUUUGAAGGCUAUUUCAAUAUUUGCAAGCGUGAUUUGCAUAUUUUACAUGUAGUUUUAACCAAAAUAAAUGAGUGAUGUGAGGAUAUUUGAGAAGUGCACUAAAUAUAUCCAUAUUCAGGAACAUCAGAUGCUUUUAGGCUUUUUUGCUUAGAACUGUUUUUACCGCGGACUUGAAGUUUAAAGUCUUAAAAGCCUAGUAGACCUAAAAAUAUUCACAAUUUAUUUAACUUUAAUUGCAAGAUGUUGCUUAUUACAGCUCAAUUGGAGAAGCGAAAACCUUGGAAUUUGAAUAGUGUUGCCUUAGGAAUAAACAAGACAAAUUAAGUUCAUCUUCCCUUCUUUAGUUCAGUUUUUUUAAACUUGCUUUUUUUUCUAGCAUAGACUACUAAGCCAUAUGUGUGUGAGAAGUGCAGCCUUAAACCAAAUCAAAAUACAGGCCUACAUUUGAUAUGUAAAUUAUGGAUCAUUUUAACAGUUGCUAUUUUUUAAUCAAGUGAUUUCUACAUUUAUAUUGAGAAGUCAGAAUCACUUUGAAUGGGUGUAGGAUUUAUUGGUAAAUGAUUUAUUCAUCUUGUUUGAUGUUAUUUUGUGAGUUUUCUACUGUUGCACCGUCAUUAUUUCUGUCUUUAAAUGUAAUGCAAGUCAUUCUGAACUGUUAGAUGAUUGUCAGCCUUUGACAAAGUUGUGUUUUCAGUCUGUUGGGCUUUCAGCUUUGGAAUAUUUGUCCCACCUGAUUUAUUUGUUCUUCUUUUUCAUGAUGAUCUGCAAGAAACAUGGCUGUUAUGGAAUAAAUACUUUUUUAAGCUUAUGGCAUUACACCAUUUUUUUUUUUUUUUAACUUAGUCUACAUUCAGUUCUUGCCUUGGACAUGCAGUUCUAGAAAAAAACCUUCAGUAUGUUUAGAACUUUUACAGUGUGUUCAUGACUUUUAUUAAAUAAAUUAAUAAAACUU